AGGAACUUCAGUCAGUUACAAUGCUGUCAUUUUAUAAUACGUCAAAAAUGGAGGAGGAACGUCUCUUCGACGAAAGGGUUUCAAUAAGAGACUCAGCUAGACCAUUAAAAAAAUAUGGAAGCACUUGCAACCACAUGAAAAGGAACGAAGAAUACAUAAAACAUGUGAUGUCGAAAGGCGAUACCUUACAGGGAAUUGCCCUAAAAUAUGGUGUAACUAUGGAGAAGAUAAGGCGAGCAAAUCGGUUAUUCGCCACAGACAGUUUGUUUUUGAGAGAGUAUUUACUGAUUCCUGUGACUAAAGAUUCUCCUUUCUAUGAGAAUGGAGAGAGGGUGACUGAGCCACCUCUGCCGAGUCAUCGAGCUUCCAUAGCUGGAAUGCCCACAAGAGACUUCUCCCCUGGCAGUCCUGAUGAAAAAAAGACCUUUGACGAAUUUUUAAACAGAUUGGAUUCUUCAAUCGCUGACAUCAAGAAGCAUGUUGAAAAGACAAAGGAGAAUAGUGAGUUUGUCAAAGAGUUCGGUGAUGAUUUCGUUAGACACCGGCCGACGGCGCGUUUACGGCAGUCAGCGUCGAUGGGCGCUUCCACCUCGUACAACGAGGUGAUCCCGCCGCCCCUGCCGCCGCCGACCGCCACCCUGACGCAGGGGCGCCGCGUCGACUCCUCCCUGAAGCGGCUGGAGAGGGCGCACGACGACCUGUUCCAGUUGUAGCGGCCGAGGCAGCGCAGGUAUGCGCGGUUCCAAUGAACGCGACUCCUGCGCACCGAGACGGGCCGACAAGUCUCCGUCGUAUGGCGACGGUCCGACUGCAUUCAAGUACACUGCGGUGAGCACAUGUGAGCAUUGUCCACAAUAUUUUUCACAAUUGGCGUUUCGGAAAAUCCUUCUAAACCCCCUGUGAGGAAGAAACGUGUUUUUUCUAUAGCAUGCCCAAUUUUGCUGAGAAGCUUAGCAUUUGUGACGGUAGCUGUUUCUGGGUUUGGAAAAAUGUAAAUCAGGAGUUCGGAGUAUUUCAAGCCAAAUAAGGUCUGCUGAGAAUACAACUUUCCACAAUUUACAAAUUCUACGAUAAUAUGGUGAGCUAAAGUGUUUUUCGGUUUCACACACAAAUAUUUCAAACCGCAAGGAAAGCAUAUCGGUGUGUACCCAUAUUUUUUUAUAGAAUCAUUUGUACCGGUAUAUUUGUGUACACAUUUUUACCGGUAUUUUUUAUAAGGAUUAACUGUAGACAUUGAAUAAUACUAACGACACGUUUCAAGUAUCGGUAAAUAAAUAUAUACAGGAUAAAUACCGGAUUUCUUUAAUAAUGUCUCAAAUAAACAUUACUACGUUUCCAUUUAGAUGUUCUUAAAAAAGUGUGUAUUGUUGGAACAUAUUGUCGACUUUUUCUAAGUACGAUGCAAGUCAAAUAGAGACAUCAUUUCGAUUUGCUAUCUCUCUCGCUCUUACUCCUUUGAUAAUGUUAAAAAAGGACGCCAUGAGAGUUUGUUUU
Molecule: messenger RNA, 1494 nt
Organism: Chilo suppressalis (striped riceborer)
Lineage: Eukaryota; Metazoa; Arthropoda; Insecta; Lepidoptera; Crambidae
Source: the annotation of a GenBank genome assembly